Suillus subalutaceus is the source of this 1968-nucleotide messenger RNA. RefSeq names its product homeodomain protein 1. NCBI's taxonomy places the organism in Eukaryota, Fungi, Basidiomycota, Agaricomycetes, Boletales, Suillaceae. The record is from RefSeq and is a predicted model, not a curated record. The transcript has 7 exons. Gene Ontology annotation, biological process: regulation of DNA-templated transcription. The coding region runs from base 91 to 1968 and encodes 625 amino acids. Gene Ontology annotation, molecular function: DNA binding.
AACAAAUACAUAUAUAUACUAUACGUCGUGACAGCCUGGUCUUCCUGGUACCUCCCCAAUUUCAUCUCAUCUCUUAUCAAAGUCUCUAGGAUGGAUAAAGACAUACGACAGCGCUUCCAACAAGCGGAGGACGCCCUACUUGAUUCAAUUUCAAUCGGCGAAGCCUCCUUGAUGUCGUUCGAGACAUCUUGGGAUUCAUUAUACGCUGAUUAUUCCCGUUGUCUGUCCGCAGGAGAACUAUCCGACGAAACUAUAUCAAUCGCGAACUCGGUGGCUUCAAGGGUCGUUAUCAUCACAAACUGCUUCUCCGACUUACACAAAAACACACAAAGAAUCAAUGAACCUAUUUUCUUGAUGACUUGGAGAGCAUUCUGCGUGGCCUUAAUCGUGUCAGCAUUUCGCCUCCAUCAAUACCUACAGCACAAAAUGCACAACCAGCGGAAUCAUCCCUCCCCCUCUUCAUCGAAACCAGCGUACAAAUGGCUUCUUACUAAUAUCAACAACCCUUACCCGUCCUCUGAUACCAAAGCAAGUAUUGCCAGCAGCUCUGGAUGUCCCGUGAGUUCCGUUGGUGCUUGGUUCAUAAGCGCUCGUCGUCGCAUCGGCUGGACCACCAUUUGCCGCAAACACUUCAAAAACUGCCGAGCUGACACUGUUGAUGCUGCUUCUCAUGCUCUGGUCAAAGAAGACUAUGCCCGUCAGAUGAAGGCUGCUACACAGGAUCUUUACGCCUCUACUUUUACCAAAAGCGCGCUUGCAGGUGAGCUAGACGCAGUGGUCAAGGAUAUGACAGAGGAGGACAGGUUGCAAUUGGAGCGGGAGAAGAAAGAGCGUGCACGAGAGGAAAAGAAACGACGCGAGGAAGAAAAAGAGGUGCGGAGAAUCCAAAGAGUGCUUGAUAGGGAGGCCCAGAAGGCGCACACAGCUUUUGCUUCGUGUCCAUCUCCCAGACACUCGCUCUCUGCAUCUCCCGUUCCCACUCUCGAGGAAUCCUGGACAGACGAGAGUGAAGACGAGGAAGACGAUUUCAUUCCACCCGUUCUCGCUGGUCGGAAGCGGCGUGCUUCUGUAUCCUCUGAAUCAACUGAUCCUGGACGAUCUUCAUGUCCAGAACGUCCGAUGAAACGCCUUCGGUCUAAUGCGAAGGUCCCGACCCCCUUUGCGGAUACUUCCGCCUUGCCAUCGCCCCCAUCAAGUAGCGGUGGUGUGGAUGGCAGGUCUUCACGAAAGCGACGGCUAUCAGACGCUGAUGUCCACUCUGUGCCCAAGCGUCCGAGAGGCCUCCAUGUCGGACCCCGUGUUCAUACAGCAUCCAUUCCUCUCGGGUCAAACAUCGAUAACUGGUUCCAGACAAAUUUCUUCGAGAUUCCUGUUUUGCCCCUGUUGACAUUUGAAGUAUACAACGGAUACACAUUCCCUGAUAACCAAAUAAAUCCAUUGAACAAAAUUACAUCUUUCGAGGCAAAAUUGGUCAAUUUGGAGGUUCCUUCGCACGCUCCCAUUCCUGCACCUGAUCUAGGUAAUCUCGACAAUUUUAAUUUCUUCAAUGCGAUGUCCACAAUCCCUCCCGAUUAUUCUGGCGAGGUAGUUUGGGGCCCUCCACAGCAAUUGACACUAUUUUUUCAGCCGCCAGUCGACCUCGUAGACCUCGUUCCUUCGGACCCUUUCAGCUGGACGGAUCUCUUGAACUCUGAACAACCCUUCUUGUCCGACAUUAAUCAAUUCUCACUGCCAUCAUCUUGCGAUGACUUCUCACAGCUAUUACCAGAGAUUGAUCUCUCUGUGCUCCAGCUUCCUCCGUUGUUAUAUGCUCCUCCACAACCUCAGCCUUCUUCACUUGCUGAUAGUGCUCGCUUGGCGAAGCUGGAGCAACUUCAGCUUCUAAGAGAACAAACACGACUACUAGAGCAGGACCUAGCGGUGUCUGUGUAUGUGUUCUUGUUCCCUGAUGGUUACUUUGUUUGCUGA